Messenger RNA from Octodon degus (degu), 2959 nucleotides. It is a transcript of the gene Qpctl, whose product is annotated as glutaminyl-peptide cyclotransferase like. Lineage: Eukaryota; Metazoa; Chordata; Mammalia; Rodentia; Octodontidae. The record is from RefSeq and is a predicted model, not a curated record. Gene Ontology annotation, molecular function: glutaminyl-peptide cyclotransferase activity; zinc ion binding. The transcript is spliced from 7 exons. The coding region runs from base 575 to 1723 and encodes 382 amino acids.
AAAAACCGGAUAUCGUGGUUCGAAGCCACUAAGCACAACACAAGUCAGAUGUUCACGACAAUGGAGAGGAAAAAUAAAGGGAGCCCGACUCAAAUCGUUUUGCGGUAGAAAAGUGUAGGCGAAAGGAGGGAAGCGACACGCCAGCCUGCUCUUUGGAGGCGCGGCCUCGGCGAAGCCAAUCCGCUCGUAGCUUCAGGGAUGCGCACCGCCCUUUUUCCUUCCUGUACGGUUCCUUUAAGUAGUCACUGAUCUUUCCGACCUGGCAGUAACAGUCCUGGACCUGUGUGGGACGUGCGGUGGUCUCUACGAUGAAACGCAGCUCAUUGGCUCUCUCCGCUUGGAAGCGGUCCCUACCCCUUUCCCGCUCCCUUUUGGGUUGUGCAACCCUGAGCGAAGCCAAAGCCAACACCCGGGCGGCAGGGAGGCGGGCCUUCAGGAUGCCAUUGGUUUCUAGGCUCGCCGGGUGGGACGUGCAGCCGCCCUUGUUGCUCAUUGGUUUUGUGAUUUCUUGGGUGGAACUUGGCGGAGCCUGAACUCUUUCCGUGGCGCGGUACACGUUUCAGGUACGGCUGCCAUGCGUUCCGGAGGCCGCGGGCGGCCCCGCCUGCGGCUCGGCGAACGCGGCCUCCUAGAGCCGCCUUCACUGCCCAAGCGCCGCCUGCUGCCGCGGGUGCGGCUUUUGCCCCUGCUGCUGGCCAUGGCCGCGGGCUUGGCGUUCUACAUCAUCUGGAGUGGCUGGUACCGCGGGACUGAGGAGCUGUCAAGGGCCCGGGAUUUGCGGGCUCCACUGGUUGGAAACCUCCCAGAAGCCAAGCUGCGGACGGUGGUGGCACAACUGGAUCCGCAGAGGCUCUGGGUCACUUAUCUGCGUCCUCUGUUGAUUGUGCGGCCCCCGGGUAGCCCUGGUAAUCUCCAAGUCAGAAAGUUCUUGGAAGCCACACUGCGGGCCCUGCCAGCUGGCUGGCAUGUGGAGCUGGAUCCCUUCACAGCCUCAACACCUCUGGGGCCACUGGACUUUGGGAACGUGGUGGCUACGCUGGACCCAGGGGCAGCCCGUCACCUUACCCUUGCCUGCCAUUAUGACUCGAAGCUCUUCCCCCCGGGCUCAGCCCCAUUUGUGGGAGCCACGGAUUCAGCUGUGCCCUGUGCGCUGCUACUGGAGCUGGCCCAGGCCCUAGAUCUGCCGCUGAGCAGGGCCAAGCAGCAGGCAGCCCCAGUGACCCUGCAGCUGCUCUUCUUGGAUGGUGAAGAAGCGCUGAAGGAGUGGGGACCCAAGGACUCUCUCUAUGGCUCCCGGCACCUCGCCCAGCUCAUGGCGUCUAUGCCCCACAGUCCUGGCCCCACCAGGAUCCAGGCCAUUGAGCUCUUUAUGCUGCUUGAUCUCCUGGGAGCCGCCAGUCCAACCUUCUACAGUCACUUCCCCCCCACAGUCCGCUGGUUCCAUCGGCUGCGGAGCAUUGAGAAGCGUCUACACCGCCUAAACCUGCUGCAGGCUCAUCCCCAGGAAGUGAUGUACUUCCAGCCUGGGGAGCCGCCCGGCUCUGUGGAAGAUGACCACAUCCCCUUCCUCCGCAGAGGGGUCCCGGUGCUACACCUCAUCGCUACGCCCUUCCCCUCUGUGUGGCACACGCCUGGUGACACAGAGGCCAACCUCCACCCACCUACCGUGCACAACCUCAGCCGCAUCUUAGCCGUGUUCUUGGCAGAAUACCUGGGGCUGUAGCCCUGGGGACCUUACUCAGAGGGAGCAGUGCCCAGAGAAGACAUGCUCAGGGUGCCUGGAGUAGGAGGAGCCAGACUGGGCCUAGCCCUGGAGUGCUGGCUUCGCCUUUUCUACACCUCAGGCUCCUAGGAAGGACCUGCUUUUGAUUCUCCUCAAGCUGCCCCCUUGUCAAGGGACUUGGAAGGGACCAUCAUGGAGGUGACAGCCAGAAGAGUAAGAGCUGGGCCCUUGUCUGAGGUAAACACUUGGUGUGAAGGUUUGCAAGGACCAAAUGCUGUGCUUUGGAUCAGCAAACCGUGGAUGGCGUCUGGACCAGGACCACUCAACUAAAAGAACCCUCUGUCACCUAAGUUUUCACAUCAGUUCAUGCUUAAGAACUGCGGCCUCGCUACUGUGUGAGUCCAAACCGGGCUCAGAAACAGAAACCAAGGAGAUGGUUUCAGCACUCCAGGUUAUGCCUGAGGCAGAGGGCUAUAAAACAGGGCUUUAAGGGGAUUGGAGAUCCAAGUAUCAGGGCAACACACCACUCAGUGAAUCUCCUCGCUGCAUAAUGGGAACUUUCCAGAGUAAGACGCAGUAUGGUGGUUCCCAAAGUAUUUCACCACCGAACCUCUCUAAGCAGCACCUCACAGAACUAGGGUACCUCAGAAGAUACUUUGGGAAACCUGGAUUUGUAAAGUUUGAGAGGCUUUCUGGUCAGAAUGGGUCAGGGCUAGAUUAAUGGCAAAGCAAUUACCCCAAACCAUCCUUUCUGGUGGUAGAGCAAUGAGAUGGUGGCUAUACCUGCAAGGCCAGGGAGGAUGUUCUGCCAGCCCCACCUCUUCUGACUUGGCUGGGGAGCUUAUUAAGAAAUGGAGACUUGACAGUCCCUCUCCAGACUUAUUGAACCAGCACUCCAGGAGGGCUGGGACUCUGCAACAAAUGCCCGAGGGCAUCUAUUGACCAAUUUGGGACCUGGUGUCUUUUUUUCUUUAUACAGAGUUCCACUGUGUAGCCCAGGAUGGCUUCUAGUCUCAGCCUCCUACAUGCUGGGACAUGCUGCCCUUAAGCACACAAUAUGCAUACCCUGCACACAAACCUAGUGAAAAUAAAACCCUUGACGAGGAAGCCAAGUUAGGGCGCAGCUCUGUAGGAGGGUUAAAAAAGCGGAGGUGAGCUGGGUGUAGUGUUGCACACCUGUAAUUCCUGUACUUGGGAGGCUGAGGCAGGGAGAUUGCUGUAUGUUUUAAGUUUUAU